Molecule: messenger RNA, 2748 nt
Organism: Hevea brasiliensis (rubber tree)
Lineage: Eukaryota; Viridiplantae; Streptophyta; Magnoliopsida; Malpighiales; Euphorbiaceae
Product: protein tesmin/TSO1-like CXC 2
Exons: 10
Coding region: 275-2575 (766 amino acids)
Molecular function (GO): DNA-binding transcription factor activity
Source: RefSeq, a predicted model, not a curated record
UGGGGUUGGCGAUGGUGGGUCAUUUGGGGUUAUCCCCACGAGAAAAUCCACAUCAUCCCGCCUUCCCGCUUCUUCUUCUUCUUCUUCUUCUUCGUCUUCUUCUAUCUCUAUCUUCUUUUUUCUCUAUUUCCUUUCUUUAGAGAGAGAAUCUCACUCUCUCUCUUUAGAUUGUGACAUUCGAAGAAAGUCGAUGCUAAACACUUUUAUCGACUAUGGUUGCUCUCUGACCACAGAAUUUACUUGCUAGCUAUGUGUUGCUGCUUCUUCCCUCGACAUGGACACCCCUGAGAAGACCCAGAUCACCACUUCCCUUUCUAAAUUCGAGGAUUCCCCUAUCUUCAACUACAUCAAUAGUCUUUCUCCAAUCAAGCCAGUAAAGUCGGUACACAUUACUCAGGCAUUACAUUCACUUAGUUUUGGAUCUCUUCCGUCAAUUUUCACUUCUCCCCAUCUUAGCUCUAACAAGGAAUCUAGGUUUUUAAGAAGGCAUCACUACUCAGAUCCCUCAAAAUCUGAGUUCUCAUCUGAAAAUGGAAAUAAAGUCAGCCGUGAUGAAGGGACAGCUUUGGAUGUUGCUCAGUUGUAUGAUAACUCAGCUGAGCUACAGGAAAAUUUUAAUCCAGGGGCGUCUAUUGGAGAAGUUUCUGUGGAACCUCCUACUGAAGAUCUGAGAUUUGCAGUUGAGCUGCCACGGAGGUUAAAUUAUGGUUGUGGGAGCCCGGAAUAUGAUCCAACACCUCGUUGUGGUCCCCAAAUUGAUUGCUCGUCAGAAUUGGCUGGCAUCUCUCGAAAAUGUUCACCUGAACGUGAAAUGCAUCUACAAAGGGUAUACCAGGCUGAGCAGAAGAAAGAAGCAACAGAUUGUGAUUGGGAGAGUUUGAUAUCAGAUUCUAAUGACCUAUUAAUUUUUAAUUCCCCAACUGACACAGAGGCUUUUAAGGGGCUAAUGCAGAAAUCACUGGAUCUUGGUACUAGUUUUUCUGCUUCUCUUGGCGAGGUACAUAAAGUGCAAAUAGGUCCUUCAACCCAACCUGGAGAAACUAUUGUGCCAAAGGAAAUAAACCAGAAACGGGACAACCUUGCUGACAAUGGCAAUCCAAAUGAGUGCACUACUAGCAAUCCAAAUGAGGACGUGGAUAAUGAGGUGGGAAUGUCCGCUGGGGCUGUUUCUAAGGCAGUUUCUAUUUUGCAUCGAGGCAUACGAAGGCGUUGUCUAGAUUUUGAGACGGCAGCAGCUCGUAGGAAGAACUUAGGUGAUAGUUCAAAUUUAACUACUUCUGUAGGAGGGCAAUCUGAUGAGAAGAUUGCCUCCAUAGAUAAGCGAUUCGUUCCUUUUAAGCCUGGCAGUGAUUCUUCAAGGUGUGUUUUACCUGGAAUUGGUUUGCACUUAAAUGCUUUGGCAAUAACUUCCAAGGAUAGCAAAAAUGUGAAGCAUGAAACUUUGUCUUCUGGAAUAAGUGUGCCCAGCACUGUUGCUCCCUUUCCCUCCCAAAAUUCUGGUCAAGAACUUAAUGAAUCGUUGUCUUUAGCUUCUACUGACAUAGACAUUGAUCCAACUGAAAAUGAAGCUCCAUUUGUGGAAGAUGUUCCUCAGGCAUCUGCUUGUUUAGUUACUGAAGAAUUCAAUCAUAGUAGCGCCAAAAAGAAGAGGCGUAAGUUGGAAGGAGAAAGUGAAGCCUGCAAGCGUUGUAACUGUAAGAAGUCCAAGUGUUUGAAACUUUACUGUGAGUGUUUUGCUGCUGGUGUCUACUGCAUAGAACCAUGUUCAUGUCAAGAAUGCUUCAACAAGCCUAUUCAUGAAGAUACUGUUCUUUCAACCCGCAAACAAAUUGAAUCUCGCAACCCACUUGCAUUUGCUCCAAAAGUGAUUAGGAGCUCUGAAACUGCAACUGAAGUUGGGGAUGAAUCCAGCAAAACCCCUGCUUCAGCAAGACAUAAAAGAGGAUGCAAUUGCAAGAAAUCUAGUUGCCUAAAGAAAUACUGCGAAUGCUACCAGGGUGGUGUUGGAUGCUCCAUUAACUGCAGAUGUGAAGGGUGUAAGAAUGCAUUUGGUAGAAAGGAUGGAUCUGCUCCUGCAGAAAUAGAAGCAGAAGCAGAAACAGAAGAUGAAACAGAAGGACAUGAAAAGAGUGGGGUUGACAAAAUUUCACAGAAAACUGAAAUCCAGAAUAAUGAAGAGCAAAAUCCAAAUUCUGCUCUUCCCAUGACACCAUUAGCGUUUUGCAGAGCCAGACAAUUGCUUCAGCCGCCAUUUUCAUCAAAGAGCAAACCACCAAGAUCUUUUCUCAGUAUUGGAUCUUCUUCUGGAUUGUAUACUAGCCAAAAAUAUGGUAAACCCAAUAUUCUCAGACCUCAACCAAAGUUUGAGACACAAGUACAAACCAUUCAUGAUGAUGAUAUGCCUGAGAUCCUCAGAGGCAACUACUCUCCAAGCAAUGGCAUCAAGACUUCUCCCAACAGCAAGAGGGUCUCUCCUCCUCACAGUAUUUUAGGAUCAUCACCUGCUCAAAGGAGUGGCCGGAAGUUGAUAUUGCAAUCCAUUCCUUCAUUUCCUUCUCUCACUCCCCAGCAUUGAAAUGAAAUCUUUCCCAUGAAGAUUAGAUGAAAUUCUUUAAACCUUUGUUGCUUUCAGAUGUAGUAGUUGAGCGUUAGUUCAGCUCUUCUUGUACAAUAAUAUGCUCUCUUACUCUUGUAAGUCAUAAUGUUCAAGCACUUCAAGUCAUUGUAUAAUAUGGUAAUUUUUUUUCC